GAUGUAUAAAUAAGUGCAGCUCGCGCAGCUUGGGUGGCAGUCUGAACCAUUACUGCUGCAUUUUCAUUAAUACAACGUAGUUACACUACAACUCCACAGGACACAAAUCACCAAUUUCAACCUCAUCAGUCUAAGAUAUCGCUCGAGUGUAAAGCCAAGAUGCGCGUCACGACAUUCAUCCAGACUUUGUUCCUUGCUACGGCUGUCGUUGCCGGUAUCAUGCCCGGAAGGUCCGAAACUGCCCUCAAGCUAUUCGAGGCAAGGUCGUGUUCAUCAUGUGGUGACACUAGCAACUGUUGCGGCUGCUGCCAGGAAGGUGUCUGCUGUACUGAAGCCUUUUGUGGGUGCCCUGGAUUAAAGAGGAAACGCUACGAGUGGUAUUAGAAAUAGUGAGCGGAUUUUUUGUACAUUUAGUGUGUCUACCGUGAUAGGGCUUGGGGACUAUAAAUUUAUCGGUGCACC
Messenger RNA from Hyaloscypha bicolor E, 462 nucleotides. RefSeq lists its product as uncharacterized. Bases 160 to 384 code for a protein of 74 amino acids. The record is from RefSeq and is a predicted model, not a curated record. The transcript is spliced from 2 exons. NCBI's taxonomy places the organism in Eukaryota, Fungi, Ascomycota, Leotiomycetes, Helotiales, Hyaloscyphaceae.